Molecule: messenger RNA, 1701 nt
Organism: Megalobrama amblycephala (Wuchang bream)
Lineage: Eukaryota; Metazoa; Chordata; Actinopteri; Cypriniformes; Xenocyprididae
Gene: lgals3b
Product: lectin, galactoside binding soluble 3b
Exons: 8
Coding region: 359-1081 (240 amino acids)
Biological process (GO): positive regulation of calcium ion import; positive chemotaxis; neutrophil chemotaxis
Cellular component (GO): nucleus; immunological synapse
Molecular function (GO): IgE binding; laminin binding; carbohydrate binding
Source: RefSeq, a predicted model, not a curated record
GCAUUUUCAUUUAGCCUUUGUCUCGUUUUCGUCCGUGAAAAAAUGUCGUUGACGAAAAUUAUGACGAAAAUUAUUCGUCAACGAAAUUAACACUGUACAAGAUACAAAAUUAAUGCAGGGGACUAUUUUCUCAUUCUCAUGAUGUUCCAAACCCAUUUGCAGUACUUUUUCAGUUUCAUCAACCUCUUUCAUAGUGAAGGUCUGUCAAGUUCCAAAAUGGAGAGAGAAAAAUAGCAUUUGGCCUUGGGAUUCAAGGACAUAAAUAUCUCAAGCACUCCUGAAGCAGACCUUGAAUACUGAAACAUCCCAUUAUGAAGGAGUGAACAAAAAUGCCAUCAUCAUAUGGUGCAGAGAUAUCAUGGAUCUUUCAGAUGCCCUUGAUUUUCCACAACAAAACAACCAGCAAGCAGGAGGCCCAGUAUGGCCCGGCCAACCAGCCAACCCCGCCUGGCCCGGCCAACCAGCUAACCCCGCCUGGCCUGGCCAGCCUGCUAACCCCACCUGGCCUGGGCAGCCAAACCAACCUGCCUGGCCUGGGCAACCAAAUCAGCCAACAUGGCCUGGACAGCCUGGACAGCCCGGGCAGCCUACAGCUCCUGGGUGGCCUGGACCUGCACCACAAACUGGCCCUUAUGGUGCUCCUAUCCAAGCUCCAAAAGCACUAACUGUGCCUUUUGACCUCCCACUACAAAAUGGAGCUUUUAACAAGAUGCUUAUCACCAUCACUGGAGAGGUCAAACCCAACGCUAAAAGUUUCACAAUUAAUUUAAACAGAGGCCACGACAUUGUGUUUCAUUUAAACCCCCGCUUCAAUGAAAGCGGAAAGCAAGUGAUUGUGCGAAACAGCAUGAUUGGAAACAAUUGGGGUAGAGAAGAGCGAGAGCUCCCCUCCUUCCCUUUUGUCCCAGGAAAGCCUUUUGAGCUGAAGAUCUUAUGCACUGACACUGAAUUCAAAGUGGCAGUGAACAAGUCACACCUUCUGGAGUUCAAACAUCGGGUCCGUGAGCUCGACCAGAUCAGAGGUCUUAGUAUCUACAAUGAUGUCACCCUUAAUUCUGUAAAUGUGGAGACACUGCAGUGAGAUCAUACUACUGAUUCUGGAACAGUUUUGUCUUUUGACAAUGACACAUGCAAUGCUCAACCUGUUAAACCACAUGUGCAAGUUAUCUUACCUCCAGUAGUCAUAUAUUUUAAACACUGUAGUAAUGCUGUAGUUAGCUUUGUUACCUCUAGUGGGCUUUUUACUUUCUAGUGAGGAUUGGGUUGUCAUAAGGUUCAAUGACAGAGUUAAAGGGAAGAAAUAUUUUACAUGAACAUUGUGUUUUGUAUUGCUACAAGUGAUAUUGAAGUACCAUUGUUGAUAUGCUUACAAUGUCUGCAACGCUUAUGAUGCUGAUGAUGAAUGAGGAUGAGGAUAAUGGUGGAGGUCAUAGUGGGGAAUCUGAUAGUGGCCAAUCAAGAAUAAUGCAUAAUUAAUGUGAAAUUAGAACUGGAAUAAAAUAGGACUUUAUGAUUCUAUAUUACCUUCAGCUGUAACCAGUGCCAAAGAUUGUUCUUCUUAAAGAUCCAAUGAUUAAAGAAACAACAACUGAUGUAAACAUUGAGUGGUGGGCAUGUAAUUACAAUCCUCUGUGAGAUCUGUGUAGUACACUUUUACUGCCAGCUCCUAAUAUAAAUAAAAUAGCAGCAGUGUAAACUGAA